Molecule: messenger RNA, 17865 nt
Organism: Podarcis lilfordi (Lilford's wall lizard)
Lineage: Eukaryota; Metazoa; Chordata; Lepidosauria; Squamata; Lacertidae
Source: the annotation of a GenBank genome assembly
AUGGCGGUGGCGGCGGCUUCUCUGGGGCGGAGAGCCCUGCUCGGGUCGUGGCUGCUCCUGGCGGUCCAGGUGAGGAGGAGGAAGAGGAGGCUCUUCUCAUGCAGAGGGCGGGGCUCCUCCUCUCCAGUCCUCCCUCGGGUCCGAAGGCGGGGUUGGGGCUCGGCUCUUCGGCUGCCCUUCUUCCACAGUGGGAGGCGGGGCUUCUUCCCGGGGGGGGGGCGUCUCAGUUGCCCCCUCCGUGAAAUGGGCCGAGGCCCCGCCGCCUCGCUCUCCGCGACGCCCCAGAGGCGUAGGAAGCGGGCCAUUUCCACCUGGGGCGCUAGGGACCCCCGCGGGUCUUCCAGCCCAACCCCCUGCAAGCCAGGAAUCUCUUGGCCCGGGAUCCCGAGAUUGGCUUCGCAUGCUGCACCACUUCCCUUGGAGCAAAGCGGAGCGCUAGUCCUCUAGCUAAUGCACAAGGCGGCUUAGAAAGCCAAGUUUCUUAGAGCCUGGUGCUGAUAACGGCAAGGUUGCAGGUUUGAUCCCCGCUUCGACAGCGUCAUAUUCCUGUGCUGCAGAGGGUUGGACUAGAUGAUCCUCAGGGUCCCUUGCAACUCCAUGAAAACAUUUGUGCAGGAAGCUGGUUUGCUGUGCUCAGUCUUUGGGUGUGGAGCCAGGGCGCUCUGCCCUGCUGAGCUGCAGGACCUUUCCCUUUGAAACAAAGAGGGCUGCUAGUCCCCAGCUCAGCAUCACCUCCGCACAGGCUGGCAGCCAAUGGCUCUCCAGGAAGGACUGAUUCUGGAUCCUGCAUGCACAGCAAGCAUGCCAUCAUUGGGAUGCAGCCCUUCCCUGCUGUUGGUGAGGUAGCUUUUGGGGUUUGAGGGUCAUUUUUUGUUAGGUCCCCAGCAGUAAUGGGCUUAGGAGUUGCUGUGUGGAAAAGUCUGCUGGCAAAUGCUUUGACCAGGAGGGAGGGAAGUGUGAAACAUAUUCAGAGAGAGAGAGAGAAAUAGGACAUAGCGCUUGGGUGUUGACAAGUGUAUGAACUGACUUGCUGCCCCAAUGAUGCAGGUUGGGCUGUGCCCUGCGCCUUGGUGAUGGUGCUGCUGCUGCUGUCACAGCCUCAGUGCACUAGGAAGAGGUCUGCAGGGUCAGCCCAAAUGGGUUGCUCAGCCCACAAAUCUUGUUUCUGCGCUGGCAGAAGGUGAGCACAGCCGCUUUCUCCAGGAGACGCCCCAGGGAGGUUCCUUGGGCAAGGAGAGAACCUAUUUUUGUCCCUUGCCCUCUUACUUAAUAAUUUAUUAAAACUAUAUACCGUUGUUUCAUAAACUUAUACCACAGUGGUUUGUGACAAUAUAAAUGGAACCAAAUAGCAUCAAAAAAAGUUAAAAACUAGAUAAAAGCAAAAAUAAAAACACCUAAUCUUUGUCUUGGGUGGGGGAAGACACUCUGUUUAAAAUUGUUGUUCCUGUGAAUUCUUAGCUAGCCUAGUGGCCCUCCUGGGUCAUGAGAAUGCUGCCAUGGCCACCCAUCCUGGGUACACCUUCCCAGGAAAGGUGGUGGUGGGACUUAAUCUUGUGGGGGAAAGCUGGCCUUUUUGCUGCAAUGAACUUAAUUUGCCUUUUUGCAUUUAGCAACUGGUAGGGAUCCCCCAUCCAGCUGUUUGGGGGUGCCAGCAUGUGCUGCCCUCACCUGUAGCUAAACAGCCUCUUCUGCAAAACAAAAACCUCAUUCAGGACAUUCAAAGUCCUUUGCAGCUGCUGUUGUGACCCUCUUGGCAAGUAGAUACUUUGCUAGAGUGAGGAGAGAACUGGUGAUAUCCCAGCUGGCGCCAGGUAAGGUGUGGUCGAAGAACUGAGCCGCCUCAAAGAAUCUCAGGAGAGAAGGGUGUGAUAGCAACCACCACAAAGUUACGCAUCCCAAAGGGCCCCGUUCCCCCCCCCCGGUUGUUGGAGAGCAGCCAGUGGGUGGAGUAUUGAAGCCCCCUGAGAGACAGGAUCGUGCACCUCGGGAGCAGUGACUGCAGAAAUGGCAUGCCUUGGAAGACCCCAGCGGGAUGGGGCCUUGCCCUCAAGGGAUUCCCUGCAGCAUCCAGCUCUGGAGAGCCAGGCUUUGUUGCUUGUGGUGCUUUUGGGAGUGACUUUCUGACUCUCCCUUCCUCCAGAUGGAGACGAAGACCUGAGCCCUCUAAUCUUACACCCACAGCAGUUGAGUGGCUGGUUCUUCCCUAGUGAAGGAGAGAUAGAUUCCCAGCCCAAGUUGCCAACUCCGGUCACGAUGUCCUUGCACGCCCCCCUGUUGGCUGACGGGGGGUCUGCCCAUGAAUCCUGGUGGACAGCAGUGUGGGAAGUUUCAAAAGCAUCCUGCAUCCAGAUCGUGUGGGCACCUGGGAGCCUGCAAAGUUGAUGGGAAGUUGGAGUGAUGUGCAACACCCCCUCGCUUUCCUCUUGCUGCCUAGUUCUGGCCCCUUUUGGGUUUUCAUUCAGUCCUGUGCGGAGAGUUUUCUCCCUCGUAACACUAGGACUUGUGGGCCUCCCAUGAAGCUGAAUGUUGGAAAAUUCAGGCAGGUGAAAGAGAGGACUUAUUCACACCAUCUGUAGAACUCCCUUACCUAGGAGCUAGUGAUGGCCACCAAACUUAGAUGACCUUGAAAGAGGAUUAGACAAAUUCAUGGAGGAGAAUAAGGUUAUAAAUGGCUGUUAGCCAACCUCCGGGGUUGGAGGCAGAAAUGCUUCUUCAUCCCAGUUGCUGGAAGCCACAAAAGAGGGCUCUUGUGCUUGAAUCUUGCUUGCUGGUUUCCCUUUGGCCUUUGGAGGCUUUUCUUUCAUUCUUAUGGGAGGUGAGCCCGGAUGCUGCCAGAGUGAUGGGAAGCAAGUCUUCUCCCUCUGUUUUCCAGGUCUCCUGUGAGUUUGGCAUGGUCCGCGUCUUCUCCGAGAAGGGGAGUUCCAAGGGGAAGGACUACUGCAUUCUCUUCAACUCCCAAUGGGCUCAUCUGCCCCAUGACCUGGGCAAGGCGGUGAGUGGCUCCUGUGGCACCUCAGCUGGCAGGGUGGCACCUGCCCUGCUUAUCAUCACUGUUUACAUCUCUAGCCCAUCCUUGGUCAAGUUAAUGGAUUAGUCACAGAAAGUCAUAGAAGCAUAGAGUUGGGAGAGACUGCAAGAGUCAUCUAGUCCAGAGGUUUUCAACCUUUUUGAGCCCACAGUUCCCUUGACCAACUACAUUCUUUCUGCAGCACCCCUGUGGGGCUCAGGAGCCCAGUUGUGUCACCCCUUGCCUGCUGAGCGGCAACCUCUCACCCUUUAUCGAACACCCUCCCUUAUGGAGUGUUCCCUCAGCCCCCUCUGCUCGGGAGUCCUCUGGGCAGAAACAGCUGCCGCCCCUGGUCUCUGAGCUGCCCCCCCCCGCCCCACAAGGAAGCACCCCCUAGCCAGCCCCAGAGGCACCAUUCACCUGGGGAACUUGUUGCCAGAGCUGCUGCAGCAAACAGCUGUCCAUUUUUUGGGAGACAGGGAUGCAAGAGGGCAUCAUAGGAAGGAGGAAAGGCACCCCUAACCAUCCUUCAAGGCACCCCAGGGUGCCACAGCACACAGGUUGAAAGCCAGCCCCUCGAGGUCCCUUCCAACUUGGUAACUCUGAGAUUAAGAGUCACAUGCAGUGCCACACAUAAACUUUGAAAACCUUUUGUGUGUUUGUGUAAACGUAUUAUUAUUUUGUUUUGUCAGAGAACAAUUAUAACAAGAGACGAAAAUUGAAAGGUGAGAAACCAAACUACAAAGCAGCCACGUAGGAUGAGUCCCAUUGCCCACUGGUUAAAGUAACAAAGUCCAAGUGAAGACUAUCACAAUGUUAUCAGAUUAUUAAGCCUAGUUCAAGAUUUGCAUGGCUGGGGAUGAGGGUUGCCUUGAAAAUGAUGGUACUGUUGUACAUGCAUAAUAAAGGAAUGCCAAAUCAUAUUGAAAGUGUCUGAAGAUGCUAGUCCUCACUGAAAUCUCAAAUUACACGUGAUAUACCAGAGAGGUGCCAAGCACAUAGUGUAAGAGUUAGGAUUGUUUUCCAUUAAGUUGCAAUGACUAUUCGAUCUGCCAAAAUCCUAUAUGGGACCAAUUCUUCUGGCAAUCUAUCAUAAAAACAGUUCAGUAGCAUUAAUUUUGGACAAAAAACAGUAGUGAUCAUUUCGGUCAAAUUCAAUUUCUCCCUUGUAGUUCUUGGCACACGUGCUUCCUGAUGUGGCAGGAGCUGGUCCUUCAAGGAUUGGGCUCCUAAGUCAUUUAGGAGUUUGUAGGCUAGCACCAACUCCAUGAAUCAGAGCACCCUCCCCUUGAGCCUCAGCUGGCGCCUGCUUCGUGAUCAUUUUGGCCCUGGGGUGAAUCACCUUUCUUUGCUCAGGCCUGUUGGAGCUGCUUUGUUGCAUUUUGGGCAUUCUGAGCUUCCUUUGUUGUUCCUCUGAAGGCGAGGAGCAGCUUAGAGGGCUCCAUUUUCCUCUCCUCAUGUUCUCCUCUUCCUCCUUUCCUCCUCCAGUCUCUGCUGCAGCUGCAGGACCAGACGGUCUCCGUCCUGUGUGCUCCUUCAGACGUUCCCGACGGCGGCUUCAGCAGCACCAUCCCCAUGGUCAUGCGGGGCAACUGCACCUUCUAUGAGAAAGUCCGACUGGCCCAGAUCAACGGGGCAAGGGGGCUGCUGAUCGUCAGUCGAGAGAGGCUGGUGAGUCCCUGGGGAGGGGCGGGGAGAGAAGGCGACACUUCUUCCUGCUACCAGCCUGGCGGGAAUUAGGGCAUUCUUUCCUCUUUCCCCCAAGGAGCUCCAGGUGGUGCUCAUGCGUCUCCCCGCUCUCCAUAUUAUCCUCACAACAGCCCUGUGCAGAAGGCUAGGUUGAGAGUUGGCAGCUGGCCCAGGCUUCAUGACUGAGUGGGAACAUUUGAACCCAAGCCCCCCUCACCUGACACUCUACCUGCUAGGCCACACCGACUCCUCAGCACAGAGGCCCAUCCUUUAUUAUUACAAAUAUGUAGAUGUAUGGUUACAUCUCAAGCCCACCUUUUCCCCUAAUGGGACCCAUUUCUUCUUCUUCUUCUUUGUACCCGCCCACCUGGUUGAGUUUCCCCAGCCACUCUGGGCAGAUCCCAACAGAAUAUUAAAAACACAAUAAAACAUUAAAAUCUUCCCGAUACAGGGCUGCCUUCAGAUGUUGUGUAGUUAUCUCCUUGACAUCUGACAGCAGGGUGUCCUACAGGGUGGGCGCCACAACUCAAUAGGCCCUCUGCCUGGCUCCCCGUUGUUGUUUAGUCGUUUAGUCGUGUCCGACUCUUCGUGACCCCCUGGACCAGAGCACGCCAGGCACUUCUGUCUUCCAGUGCCUCCCGCAGUUUUGUUUUUUUUUUAAAAUUGAUAUUUAUUAAGUUUUCAAAGAAUAACAACAAAAAUUUCCAAAAAAUUUUGAAAAUACAAAAAACAAAAAUAGUACAUAAACAAAAAAGAAAAGAAAACCCAGCCGCAAAGAAAAAAAAGAAAAACAGAAAAACAAAAAUAUAAAGUCCUUUACAAUCUCUAUUGACUUCCUUUCUAGACUUCCUCCUCCUCCCUCUCUUGUUUCUUAAUUUUUAAUUUUUACAGCAAAUCCUUUCUGUUUUUUCAUAACAAUCUGUCAUUACGUUUCCUUAUUCUAUUUUCCCUCUUGUCAUAUAAAAACUUUAAAACUCAUAGCUUAUAUUCAAUAUUUACCAAAUUCUUACAUCAUUACCUUUUAACGAAUCAUUUACCAAUCCUUACUUAAGCCAUGUAAUUUCAUUCAACAUCCUUCAAACAUUUGUAAACAUUCCAAUAUUAAAAAAUAAAAAAGAAAAAGUAAUAAGUCAAAUUCAGUCCAGCCAGCUUCCAACCUCCCCUCCCCUGGACCCGGGAUUGUCAGUCCUUUUAACCUCGAUAAUCCAGCUCCUUAACCUGGUUGUCUCGUAUCCGAGGCCCUCAAGUCUCUUUCUUGCCCCUUUCGCCACUCUUGUUGAUGAUUCCCUUCCAGUCGUGGAUACUCCAGCAAGAAAAUGCUUUUGACUCUUUGCAGCAAGUCCAUCCCAAACCCAUUGCCCAAGCCAGACAGCAGAUAAUACCACUUCAAAUUUCCACAAAGCUUGGAGACUUCGGCUACUCCAAUCCUCUGAUAGCCCUUCACUAGACUCGGAAGGUCCAAAUAACCAUAUAGAGGGGGGUCGAUCCAUCCCCCCAUUUCCAAAUCUGACCACAUUUCAUCUUUCCGAAUCUGGUUUGUCCCAAGUUCAUUUGUCAAGUUCAAAGGCUGAUCUUGCCCGUCCAAAGGUCCCUCCAUCUCUGAAGCCUCCGUCACUACAGCAGGUUCAUAUGCUUGUAUAGCCUUUAACUGAAUUUCAUUUGUUUGCUGCUGUGCUCUGGUAACUUCCAUCAUCAAGGUCGUCUCCUGACGCAUCUGGUCCAGCUGGGCACUUAGUUUUGAAAAACCUUCCAGGAACAAUUGUUCAAGCCUUUGUACUAGCAUUGUCCUUCAAGGUCAAAGAAAAUUCCUUCCCACGACAAUAGUCCAAUAGUCCUUCUCUUUUAAACUCUCUGCGUUGCAAUUUCACUAAAUUCCACUAGAUGGAAUUUUUUUUUUUUUAAAGGAAUAAAAGCAACAGCAACAAUCUUUCUUUUCCAGAAACACUUUAUCCAAAAUUUCCCCUUCCAAAUUCAAGAGGCAACAGUAGAAUCAAAAUGUUACCCUUCUUUUAACUAACUGUCGAGCUGGAUAAACUUCAAAACGUCAAUUCUGACAGCCCGCUCCUGGUUCAGGGCGGUGGAAAAUUGCUUUAUUUUAAACUCACUUCCGCAGGAUUGAAAAGUCCAAAUACAACCCCCUUCUUCUCCUGCAGUCAAAGGGGGUUCAGAAAUCUUAGAUGUUGAAUUCUAGUUCUCUCAGAAUUUAAUUUUCAAGCUUUAGUAUAUUUUGUCUUUGCUUUCUUCACGUAACAAAAGAACGGAAGGCUGACUUCCUGUUUAGACCUUCGCGUUCCGAGUCCCAAUUAAGUUCAAUUUCAAGUCCAAUAUUAUUUGUUUAUUCACCAGUCUUAAAAGUAGUUCAACUCUUCCAAGAUCAGGUACUCACGGAUAGAUGUUUUAGAUGCCAAAUUGUCCAGGAAAAAGGCAGCGCUCUCCGAUAACGGCAGUGCGGCUUUGCUGCACGGAGGAAGCAGUCGACUCACAGCACCACGCACCUCCCACUCCGGAGCCCGUUACCGGGCUCCUGUACACGGGGCGAGAGCGCUCGCGGUGCCCGCCGAGUCCCACGGCCACAGGCUUCUUCCGCCUGUGGUUUUUGAGGGUCCCCGCUGCGCCGUAGCGGCAGGACCCAAGCCUCCGUGCAGCGGGUUCCCUUCAGUCCGAAGGGAAUUCCGCCAUUUUCCGGAGGCGCCACCCCGGAAGUCCGCCUCCCGCAGUUUGGUCAAACUCAUGCUGGUAGCUUCGCGAAACUAUCCAGCCACUGGCUCCCCGUGGCUUCACUUAAUUGUAGUGAGGGAACCCCCAGAAGAUCUCAGUGUCUGGGCUGGAUGGUGGGGGUGGAGAUACUCCUUCAGGUCUACAGGGCUGAGGCCACUUAGGGCUUGAAAGGUCAGCACCAACACUUUGAAUUGUGCUCAGAAUCUACUCAAGCACCCUCUUACUUCCGUGCCUCAGAUGAGAGCGAAGGCAGGAGCUUUCUGCUGCCCCCAGGCAUUCUGCCUCUGAAGCCGGAGGCUCCAUUAGCUGCCAUGGCCUGAGGCUUGUGGCUAGGACCCCUGCCCACCCCCUGCACUAUUCCUUCUGCCCUUCUCACCUCCCCUGCCCAGUCAGGUUGCAAUUGCUUUUAUAUAUAAUAAUAAUAAUAAUAAUAAUAAUAAUAAUAAUAAUUUAUUAUUUGUACCCUGCCCAUCUGGCUGGGUUUCCCCAGCCACUCUGGGCGGCUUCCGUAGAAACCAAAAAUACAGUAAAAUAUCACAGAUUAAAAACUUCCCUGAACAGGGCUGCCUUAAGAUGUCUUCUAAAUGACAGGUAGUUAUCGCUUUGACAUCUGAUGGGAGGGCGUUCCACAGGGCGGGCGCCACUACCGAGAAGGCCCUCUGCGUGGUUCCCUGUAGCUUUGCUAUAUAUAUAGAUAGAUUUUUUAAUGGUAAAUGCAAUACUCACAAACACAAAACAAACCUAUUAUACAUACAGCUACUUAAUACCUAAAAAAGAAAAAAAUUAAACAUACAAUAACAAAAAAAUCAACUUAAAUUACAAAAUAAACUAAACAUGAAUACAUAAAUCUUGACUCCCCUCCACCCGUGUGUGACUUCCUUUAUUUCUUUUCUUCUUUUCGCUGUGCUAUCAGUAUUAUUUUUAACUACCUCCUCUAAUGUCCAUUUCUUCUUCGUCUUUUACUCUAUAAAUUUCAUUCAUUGUGUAUUGAUAUAUUUAUACCAGAAUUAUACCAGAACUCCUUCACACAGAUCCACUCAUCUACCAGUUUUUGUUUUUUUUAAAAAAUAAUAUUUAUUAAAGUUUCACAGAAAAGGAAUCACAUUAAUAAAAAAGGAAAAUUUAAGAAUAAAAGGAAAAUACACAAUACAAAAUACAAAAAGGAAAAAGAAAAAACAAUUAAAAACAAUUCCGUCUUUUCAUAACUUCUUUUACAUUUACUAGUUUCCCGGACCUCCUCAUACCUCCCUCUUUUGUAUUCCAAUUCAGUUUGUUAGUCCAGCAAUUUCUUUCCCUCCUUUUUAGUCCCAAUCCUUAAUCCUAAUAUAUUAUAACAUUAAGUUUUUACCUAUUAAGAACCAAUUUUUCCGUUCUUUUAACCUUUUUAAUCCUAAUCCUUAAUCUUGAUAUAUUUAUAACUUUAAAACCUGUACAGCUAGAAGCCACUUAGCUUCAAUCCAACAUCACUCAUCUACCAGUUUUUGAUCUGAUUGUCUUCUUCUCACUGCUAUAAGUCUUGCUAGUUCUAUGUAUUCACAAAAUUUUAUUUGCCAUUCUCUUAUUGAGUUUUUUUUUUUUCUUCCUUCAAAUUAUUUGCUAUAAUAAUUCUGGCAGCAGCAGUUGCAUAUAAGAAAACUUUUUUCCUAGCAGCAGGAAUAUCAGUCAAUAUAAUUCCCAAGAGGAAGGCCUCUGGUUUUUUAUUACAUGAUAUUUUAACCAUUUAAAAAAAUUUCUCUUGGAUGUUACUCCAAAAUUGUUUGAUAUACAUGUACUCCCACCACAUAUGAUACGUUGUUCCUAUUUCUGUUUUGCAUCUCCAGCACAAAUUAGAUUUUGAUUUAUAAAUUUUUGCCAAUUUGACCAGAGUUACCGUACUUUUUGCCCUAUAGGAUGUACUUUUUCCCCUCCAAAAAUGAAGGGGAAAUGUGUGUGCAUCCUGUGGGGCGAAUGCAGGCUUUCGCUGAAGCCUGGAGAGCGAGAGGCGUCGGUGCGCACCGACCCCUCUCGCUCUCCAGGCUUUGGGAAGCUAUCCGCCAGCCUUGGGAGCCCAGCGGGAGUUGCCGCCGGGCUCGCAAGGCUUGCGGAUAGCAGCCUGUUCUGGGGGCUCUGGCUUCCCCUGCCCCAGCCCCGCAGCUGGGGGGGGGGAAAUAUAUUUUUUUUAUUCAUUCCCCCCCCCCCAAAAAAAAAUGAGGUGCGCCCUAUGGGCCAGUGCGCCCUAUAGGGCGAAAAAUACGGUAAAUACCACUGAUACAUCAUUUUCAUUAUAUUUUCUCUGAUUGUGAAGCAAGCUAUGAACUUGAUGUCAUUUCUCCAUAAUUUCUCCCAUUGGUUUAAUCGGAUCCUGUGGCCUUUGUCUCUGGCCCACUUAAUCAUAACUUCCUUCACCUCUUCAUCUUUUAAUUCCCAUUCUAAUGACAAAUUGUAUAUUUUAUAUAAUACCUUUUUGGGGGUUUUUUAGUAAUUCUGUUUGUAAUUUUGAUUAUUCUUUGCCAAAUCCAAUGAUUUUAUCCUUCUUGAAUAGGUGAUCAAUUUGGUAGUAUUGUAGCCAUGUGUUACAAUACUGGCUGAGUGCUUCAUAAAAACCUCUUAUGAAGGCUUUACCUGCAUCCCAUAUCGUUUCUUUUUAAUACCUGAGGAGACAAAUUCUUGGCCUAGUUUCUUAUUUUCUAAAGCCCUUCCUCAGGUUGCAAUUGCAUCUCCCAUCCCUGGCCUGGCAGGCAUUCUGCCCCCUCCUGGGCAUUCAGCUCCCUCUCUGCCUUGUCCUUGGCUGUGCGGUUCUACUCAUCUGAUUUUCCUUUUUAAUUUUCUUGCUUUCUGCAUGACAUCCCUUCUUCUGAGAUUAAUGUCUCCCUUAAAAAUCUUUUCUGAACAAUUAAGAGUUCUAAGGAAGCCGUUCAUCUCUUCUUCUGGGGCUGGGAGGCGCCCUCCCCCCGCCUGCUGCUGCUCUUGUGAUGCGUUUUGCCCCAAAUGCGCAGCAGCCAUUGAUGCGCUAGGCUGGGGAUGAGUCAUGUGAGCUGGGUGGCCUGGGGAAAACAGCGGAGGAUUGGGGCCUGCAUGCACUUCUGAGUUUGACACACCAUUUGGCUUUGGGGAUGGGCAGGCUGGGAGGGUGGGGUGUGUGUGGUAUCACUUUGCUCUUCCCCCUCAUUCCCUCCAGGUCCCGCCGGCCGGCAACCGCAGUCAAUAUGAGGAGAUCGACAUCCCAGUGGCUCUGCUGAGCUACGCGGACAUGCUGGAUAUUGGCAGGGUGAGACCCCGUCCGCGUUCCCAGUCAGGGUCACAGGGGCAUUGGGGGCAGCACUGCUUUUGGGGCCCCCAAGGCCAGUCACACACUGGCAUUUCCUGGAGGACGUCCUGUUCCCCGGAGGGUAGCUCUUUCCUGGGGCAACUCUUUUUUAGGGUCAGCUGAGCUCCCUUCUCUCUCUCCCUCUUCCUCAGAGCUUUGGGCCCUCGGUCAAGGUGGCCAUGUAUGCCCCCAACGAGCCAGUCUUGGACUACAACAUGGUGAUCAUCUUCGUGAUGGCUGUGGGGACGGUGGCCGUCGGAGGCUACUGGGCAGGGAGCAGGGAUGUCAAGAAGUGAGUUGGGGCAGGGGGCCAGUAGAAGCCCCUAAGGGUCAUCCAGCCCAGCUCCCUGCAGUGCCAUGGGGUUCAUCCUGCAUUCUUGGCUGUUCAGAGCUGCUCUCUCUGGAAUCAAAACAUGGGGGACCUCUGAAGAAGCUGCCACCUGCUAAGUCCAUACACCAGCCCCUGGGAAUACAUAGAAGGUGUUUGGUGAGGUCAAGGCAGCACAGGAUCCAGGAUUCGUAGGAUUCCUUGCAUCCAUGCCCAAUCAUUGAGCUCUUGGAGGGAGUCACUGCUAGGUGUUCCUCUCAUGACUUCUCAAAUAGCCUGAUAGGUUGCCUCCUCUAUGCGUUUCCCAUAGAGCCAUUGGCUACCAUCCACAUCUCAUGGCUGCAAAUGAUUUCGUGAAGCGUGGAGACAGGCCCUGCUUUGCUGGGGGGGGGAGGGGAGAGAGGCCGGCAGCCCUGAGCAUCAUUUUAGGGUUGCUGAGCCCUCGUAGGAUGCCUCCCCUCUUGUCGGUUGGCCCCUCCAUGAGUGGUGCAGUACCAGCAAGCGCCUCCAGCCUCGGAUGACCUCGUCUCGUCUCCCUUGCAGGCGGUACAUGAAGCACAAACGGGAUGACGGAGUGGAGAAGCACGAGGACGAGACAGUGGACGUCACCCCCAUCAUGAUCUGCGUCUUUGUGGUCAUGUGCUGCUCAAUGCUCGUCCUGCUCUAUUACUUCUACGACCACCUAGGUACUUGCACUGGCUUCUCGGUGCUGUUCAGCCUCUUUCCAGCCCCUUGUCUUCAUUCAUCUUUCCUUGUCCCCUUUCCCCCCUGCAGUGUAUGCCAUCAUUGGGAUUUUCUGCCUGGCGGCUUCCAUCGGCCUCUACAGCUGCCUCUCCCCGUUUGUCCGAAGGUUUCCUCUGGGGAAAUGCAGGUAGGAGGCAGAAGACAGUCUUGCUUUGCCACCUUUGGCUAAGUGGCCCUGGCACAUGAAGCUUGCAGGGGCCAGUGGACUGGGUUCAAAUCCUGCCUGGCCAUAGACACCCCCCCCCCCCCGUGGAAAGAAUCAGGUUAUCAGAGCAUGAAUGCUAGUGGGGGGCUGGACAGAACCCCAAACCCUCCUCCUUUGGGACUUGGGAGCAGUUGUGCUUUAUCCUUCCCUCUCUGAUAUAUUUUUAUUUUCCUGGCUGCAAAAUAUUAAUGUGUGUGGGCUGUUGGUUUUUGUUGCUGCUGGUCUUGUUUAGCAGCCAGUAUCUAGGAAACAAGCUCUGAAUUCUUAAAUGCAUUAGAUGGGCAAGACGUGGAUCUCUUGCUUCUCCUUGUACAUGUGGGGCAGGGCGGGAUCCCCUCUUCCGUGGCUCUCUGGGCUCCCUCCCGACUCUCAGCUGACUCAUCUGGACAAGAAAAGGGACCUUGUUGUUGCAGAAAGGUCCUCACUUCCACUGCAGAAAGAUGAAAGCAAUGAAAGACAGUGCCUCAUCAGAUCUCGCCCCUGGCAAUCAGGCAGAAAACCCACCCUGUGCGUUUUGCAAGUGCACAAAUGCCCUUUCCAAGAGCAGUUGACUUGUGGGGUUUUGAAUCGGUGCAAGGCAGGUCUGGCUGUAUUUGCUUCCUUCUGCGGGGAUCUCUGAGAUCUUUUUGCCUUUUUCUUGCACAGGUCAGACAAAGAGAGUGGGGGGGGGGCUGUUCUGAGCUACAUAGAAGAGCUGAAAGUCCUGCCCCAGGACAAAAAAUGAAGGGCAUGAACCCUGAGCGCAGCCAUUUAUUAUUAUUUAUUAAAUGCGUGUAUUGCCCUAUAUCUGCAGACGUCAGAGCUGUGCACCUGUUUGUGGGGGCUCCUGGAUUUGGCCCCCAACCCCUUUCCCCUUGGUUUUCAAAAGCCUCCACACCAAGCGUGGGGGGAGGGGGGUUGAGUGGGUGGCACUGAGCAACUUAAGAGGAAGGAAGGUUGUCUUUUUUAAGCAUCCCUGAGCCCAUAGAAUAGAAAAAAAUAGUCCGUCUGCUGAGUUUGGUGACCUUGGCUUGGUGACCUUGACUGACAGCAGCUCUCGGGCCGUGGCCUCGGGCAGGGAAGGCUUUUCCCCAGCACCUCCUCCCCUGGAGACUCUGCCCGUGGGCAUGGAGCACCUGCUUGGCAUGCAGAAGGUGCCAGGCUCCCCAGUAGUAGCAUCUCCAACUCAGGCUGAGCAAAGACUCCUUCCCUGGAGACCUGCUGCUGCCGCCAGCCUGUGGGGGCAGAUCUGGGCUCGAUGGAACAGGCCUGACUCGGCGUCAGGCAGCUCUCUGGGGUGGAGGCUCCAAGAGGUCCCUCUCCCACUUGCCAAGUGGGGUGCAGGCCUCUCACCCCGCCUCUUGUCCUCAGGGUCCCUGACAACAACCUGCCCUACUUCCACAAGCGCCCCCAAGUGCGCAUGUUGCUCCUGGCUGUCUUCUGCGUUGCUGUCAGCCUGGUCUGGGGCAUCUUCCGCAAUGAGGACCAGUGAGUGAUGCAGUGCUUUUCGUGCUCUCCCCUUGGUGGUGGGGGGGGCACCUGUCCCUUCGAAGAGCCCCUUGCUCCCCCCACAUGCUAUUUUGCACCCCUCAGCUGCAUCAGUUGCUCCAGAAAGCAACUUCCUCCUCUGCUCUUCCCCUUCUCCAGCUCUGCAGUGUCCUCUUGGGCACAGGGCGAAAUGGGACGUGUCGCAGGGCGGAGGGAAUGUCCAGAACCCCCCACCCCAGCUGGCCAUGGGGACUCUUUCUUGAGAGGAAGUGGGAUGGGGGGAGGAAGGGCGACCGGAGAGAACCCAAGGGGAAGUGGCUUGACCCUGUUGGAGGGGGUCGGGCUAUUUGCCCUCUGCCCUGAGCCAAGGCCAUUCCUCCCCAGGUGGGCCUGGAUUCUGCAGGACGCCCUGGGAGUUGCCUUCUGCCUUUACAUGCUCAAGACCAUCCGCUUGCCCACCUUCAAGGUAAGGCCUUGGGGGGGGGACUCAUCCCCAGGACGGUGGGGAGGGAGGCUGACAUGGGCCUCCUGGCUUGGCCUGAGGCUACCUCUCAAUGUACUCUGUGACUCAAGAGCCAGAAGAAAGCCAACCUGGGUGAGGCAGAAUCAACAGUGAGCCUCUGGGAAUGACACCCCUCCCUUUCCCUCCUGCCCCCCAGGGCUGCACGCUGCUCCUCCUGGUCCUCUUUGUCUACGACGUCUUCUUCGUUUUCAUCACGCCAUACUUGACGAAGGUGCAUAAUUGGCCUGACAGGGUGGGCAUUGCAAAUGGGGGUGCGGGGCUGAUCGGGAGGAGUCAGAGUUGGGCUGGGUUUUUCCGCUGGGGCCAUCGGAAGCCCCUUCUCGAUUCUCCGAUGGGGACUCUUUCCCCAGAGAGGCUCGCCUGAUGCCCUCAUUGCAUGUCUUCAGGCACCAGGCAAAAACAUUCGUCUUCCCCCAGGCCUCUUUCUUUUUUUGUCCUCUUGCCCCUCCUCACAUUUUCCUUCCAGACAGGAGAGAGCAUCAUGGUGGAAGUGGCUGCUGGCCCGACAGACUCCGCCACUCACGAAAAGGUGAGGGGCUGCCAGAGGGUCCCGGGUUUGGGUAGGGGGAGAUGGCCUCUUCCUGGUGGACAAAAUGGAGGCGAUGCAGGAUGAGCCUGGGAGAAGGCCAGAGGCUGUGAGGGGUCGGGGGGGUCAUGGUCCAAACACGUAGUGGGUCCAGGAUAUCCCCACCCCGUCGGAUCUAGACCCAGACUGGCCCAGAGACUCCUCAGCCAUGAGGGAAGAGGUGUCGGGAAGCACCCCCGGAGAGCAGGCAGGUUCAGUUUUGGGUUCUGGUCAGGCCUGAGAAGAGGCACUUCUGGGGUUCCUCCAUCUUUCUCCUUGGGCGCAGGGCGCUUUCCCCAUGCCUGGGGGGGCUUUGGGUUGUGCCAUCCCCUGUCGCCCCCUCCUUGCCCCAAAUGCCAGAUACCCUCCUCUGUGGGGCAAGGGCUUGUGGGAGCUUUGGCCCCAUUUGGGACAGCAGAGGGGCUUCUUGUUGACCUGGAUGGACCCCCUUCCCCCGGCAGCUUCCGAUGGUGCUGAAGGUGCCCCGACUCAACUUCUCUCCGCUGGCACUGUGUGACCGACCCUUCUCCCUCCUGGGAUUCGGGGACAUUCUGGUUCCAGGUAGGCCCUCUCCCUUCCCACCUUGCUGGGGGGCGAGGUGUCUUUGGGGCUGAGCCCCCGCUCGGCCUGCAGAAGGCAAAGAAGAGCCCCUCAGCCUGGCCCUAAGAGAAGGACUGGCAGAGGAGAGGGCAGGGUCCCUUGGGGCUGGUCCAGUGGGGAUGCUGCCCUCUCCCUUGAGGCAGCUCAAGGGAACAGCUGCUCCUGAAGGCAGUCUACCUUUGAGGGCCAGGCCAGAGGGACACAGCCUCCCUGCUGCUCCACUUGGGGGAUGCUAUGGGGGGGGGGCUCCAGGGAGUGUCCCUGCUUGGCCUUGUCACUCCUUCCCUUGCCUCAGGCUCCCUCCUCUUUCCUCCCCAGGGCUCCUGGUGGCCUACUGCCAUCGCUUUGACAUCCAAGUCCAGUCCUCCCGGGUCUAUUUUGUCGCUUGCACCAUUGGUAUGUCUGGCUCCCCCCCCCCCAAUCCUUGCCAACACCUGCCUCCUCCUCCACCCUUGGGAAGCCCAGCAGUCCCUUCUUCUUACCUCUCACCCCACCCUGGACUGGCGGAGUUCAUUUAUGUGCCACGUUCCUGCCAUGAGCUGUGCUGAAAGCAGCUGUGCAGAGCCUCAGACUGCAGAGCCUGCCAGUAAAUUCAGCGACAGCGCCGCCUUUCAGCUCUUGUCCUGAGAAGUGGCUCUCUUGUGGGUGGAUCAGGUCCCUUGGGAGCCCUCUGGGUGCAGCCCAUCUCCAUGUGUGCAACAGGACUGACAGUGUUAGUGCAGUCUGGAAAGGAUCCCUGCAUUGUUUUGCCCCUAGCAGCAAGUUUUCUCCCAGCAACGGGGUUCCCAUAGCAUCCGACUUCUUUAUUAGGCUCUGAAGGAGAGAAGGGUGGUGACUGUUAUAGGCUGGGUGAUCAUUGAUCUAACAUCCACAAUCAGCUUGUCAUUCUUCUCGUGAUAUCGGUUCCAUAAUUUUUGACCUGGCAAUAUAUCACAAAUCAUGAUGUGGGUGUAUGCAUAGCAUAGCUAUGCAAAAAAUACUGAUGCCGGAAAAACUGUAAAGCCAGCCGAAGCCUCUCCGUAGCUCCAUCCUCAUUUCAGACAUCAUAACACAUCAGUCUGUCACAAUAUUUAGCUGGUGAUAUAUCACAAAAUUGAAAGCCAAAUAUUGCCCAGCCCUAACUGCUCCUCUGUCCAGAUGGCUGAAGAGCAGAGAGGAGGAACGAUUCUCUGUGCUGAGUUUUCCUGCCUUUUCCAUUAUAAUUUAUUAUGUUCCAUAAAUCCUUGAAGCAGAGCUGGAAGGGGCAGAGGUGUUUAUUCCCAUGUGAGAAUUUACCCACAGAUGAGAUGAGAAAGACAGGGGGGCACUUUCUGGGUGACUGCCAGCUGAAAAGGAGCCCCCGCCUUCUCUCCCCUGUCUCCCACUGCAGCCUACGGCCUGGGCCUCCUGGUGACAUUUGUGGCGCUCGCUCUGAUGCAGAAGGGGCAGCCGGCGCUGCUGUACCUGGUGCCGUCCACACUCCUCACCAGCUUCGUGGUGGCGCUCUGGCGCAAGGAGCUGCCCAUGUUCUGGACGGGCAGCGGAUUUGCGGUGAAUACCACUUUGAUAUGAGUCUCCUCCAGAAAAGGCCAGUGUUAGGAUAAAAGCCCCCUAACUAGAAUUAAAGUUGAGUAAAACUCUUGUUGGCAUUAUCCUCCACCCCCCAAAAGGGAGUUUUUUGGAAGUGGCUUUUGCAGACCUCCCUCCUCCCCCAAAAGGAGGCCACCAUUCAUGGCUGGGGGUGAGGGAGGAUGGCACAUGCGGGGGGGGGGGGGCAGAGAAGCCACAGAUGGCCAGCUUUCCUCCCCACAUGUUGUGAUUCCUGCAUUGCAUGCAGUUGGACUAGACGACCCUCAGGGUCCCUUUCCAGCUCCACAGUUCUUCUCCGUCACUCGGGCGGGAGGCAGAGGGCUGCCGUCUUGGAAAGGGGCAAGAGGCGUUCAUGGGUGUUGCUGGAUCAGGCCUGAGGGCUCCCCCUGCGCCCAGCUGGACGCCCCCAAGGGAAGCCCGCAAGCAGGAGCCCUUCCGCCUUCCAGAGUCCAGCUGCCUCUGUAGUGCCACCGCCCAGGGCUCCCAUGUGGGGAGAGUUGCUGCCGUCACACGGGGGGAGGGGGCUUACUCUGGGGGGCGGGACUGAAUGCUCAGCUGGGUGGGCCUGGGGCAGGAUCCAGCCACUGGACUCCUCAGAUGCCCUCAAAAGGCUGGUGUCAGGCUUGGAAGUGGAGAUGGGGCUGGCCUGGGUGAACUGCAUGAGCUCAGGCCUAUCCUGGCAGCCCCCCUGGUUCCAUUUGGGCCAGUCUAGAGGGGAGCUGGACACUCCUGGGGGUCCUGGGCUGGAUGAGGGGAGCGUCUGUACAAAAGCACGGCUGUGUUGUAGUUACCCUUCUCUCUCUCUCUCUCCCCUCCCCCUCCCCUGUAAUGUGGGGCUGCUCCUGCUUACAGAAAGACCUACCUCAGCCCCCCUUGGUGAUCUCCCCAGUCAGCUGCCCCGCGGCCCCCAAGGAGGAGGCUUCUCCGUCGUCUCGCCCAGAAGCCAAGGACCAACCAGCCACCCCGACUCCCGUGGAAGAGAUGGUCGGUGGCGGCAGCCCCGCAGACGAUGGAGGAGAGGCGUCUGGCUCUGCCCCCUUCCUGGGAGAGGAGCAGGAGGAGGCGGUAGCUGCACAGACUGAGCCCACAGAGGCUUCCCCACAGCCGCCCCAUAUAGAAAAGCCUGGCGCUUGGGAGGACGGGAUCAAGAGCUCCUCUGACUAG